AUGCCCGAAAAACGAAAGUUCGAGAGUGAGGUCGCGCGCUUCGAGAAGCGUCUGCGUACGACUGUCCACUCACUGAUCUGCGAUGCACUUGGCAUACCCUACGACAAGGGGGACUCGUACCCAGUACCGGCCGCAAUCGCCAUCAGACAUUUGGAGGCAGUUGCUGGGGAGGCUGGGACGGGCAAGCCACUGGUUAAGAGCCUUGAGCAGCUCAAUGGCGGGCAUUCCUGCCUUGACGUUCCCAGCUGUCCCAGGCGUACCGCUGAGGCCAGCGGCGCUGGGCCCGGCACCUUUGCCGGCGCCUGCCCAGACGCAGCCGGCAGUGCAGGACAGGAAGGGGAUCUGACGAUGGACCUCUCCGUGGCCCUCGGCGCGAUGAUCGACUUGCACGAGGAGGAGGCCCAGCUGCGCCAGCAAGCGAUGCAGUUCGAGCAGGCCUUCGAGGCUCGGGCUGAAGGGCGCCUGGUGCGCGCACUGGCAGAGCACGAGGGCGCGGUGACACACCGUGCGCGGAUCGAGGUGGAGACAUGCCGCCUGGAGGCGGCCCGUGCGCUGGAUGAGGUCACCGCCAGCGCGGACCAGCUCGCGGUGCGCGAGCGCGCUGCCUUGGAGGCCCGCCAGGCCGACUCCACACUGCAGGUCCGGCAGGAGAUGGACUCCUACGCGCUGGAGCUCCAGGCUGGCAGGCAGGACAGCGUGGAAAACCACGCGGCCACCGUCCGCGACCACUUCGAGCUGCAGUUCGCGGAGUGCGUGCGCCAGGUGGAGCAGCACGCCCACGAACACUGCCAGCUCUUCGCCGCCGGGUUGCGCGAGAGGUCGCGCGGGGAGCUCGCCGAAGCCGAGCUGGCUGCCGCGACGAGGCAUGCGAGCGACGAGCAUGUCAGCAAGGCCCUGCGCCUGGAGAUCGUGAGCUUGCGGGGCCAGGCGACUGCAGAGAGGGAUAUUGCCGUCUCCCAGUGCCGGCUGGCGGAGCAGACAGCCCUCGAGGGCGCCCGCGCCCACGCUGGCGGCGAAGGGCGGGAUCGAGUUCUUGACCUUCGGAGCCGCCUUGAGGCCGAGGAGGCCCAGUCGAUGGAUCUUCGGGCUCGCCUUCGUGCUGCUGGAGACCGCCUGGAGCAUGAGGAGUUCGAGGCGGCCGAGCUGCGUGCCACUGCCCUCUGCAUGCAAGGCCAGGUUGACGACUUCGUCCAGCGGUUCACGGAGGGCACGCAGCACGUCCUGGAGACCGAGCAGAACAUCGUCGAGAACGCGGAAGCGGUGGCGGAGCACGAGGAGUUCCUGGUCGCGCAGCUCAGGGGGGCUUCGCUCAGCCGUGCCGCUGGCCAGCCUGAAGUGGCGACCUCGGCGCCGGGCGCCCUGCGAAUGAAGUCAUCGGCCGAUCCCUUCCGGGUGCGUUCUUUGGCCCAGGGCGCAAGCGCCGCGGAGCCGUUGGGGGGUCAGCAGCGCGCCGUCCUCUGUGGCGCCCAGACGUUCCACAUCGCCCCCGACGACGACGACUCCGAGGUGGAGUCCAUCGGCGAUAAGACGGAGCGGCGGCGAACUGCGGUGAAGACGAUCGACUUGGGGAAGGCCCCUACAGGCCUGGGCUUCCAGACGUGGCUCAAUGAAUUAUAUGUCACGUGCUGCGCCGCCUCGAAUCGGGGCCGCGGGGAGACGCUUCGCAAGAUGAAGAUGUGCCGGGACGGGCGGCUGAAGCUCGGCAACGACGUCUCGGGCAGAGUUGCGCUGUGGUUCAUCCUUCGGAAGUACGACGUGGAGGCGGGGGCCAUGCAGCAGGCGAAGGCGUACGUAUGGCUGGCCGUGGAUUUCGACAUCUUCGAUCGCGCGGCCCCGGGCUCGCCGGAGAAGUCCGUCGAGUUCUUGUACAGGUGUGCGCGCACUUGCCUCUUCAGGAUUGACCGCGAGGCCAUGAGGACAUCGUUGACGAAGUCGGCCUCCGCGGCACCUGUGCUGCCAAAGGGGCCUCCCGUGGCGGGGCCAUGCUUCGGCUGGAUCCGAGGCGAGUGCAAGCGCGGUGCCGCGUGCAAGUACACGCACGACCCGAAGGCCGCGCCGAAGCAGAAGGGCGCGGACGCGGCAGCGGGCAAGGGCAAGGUGAAGGGCAGCCAGGGCAAGGACUGCAUGCUCACGCGCGGCAAGGAGGAGCCGUCGAAGGGCGACCUGGAGGCUCAGAGGCGGGCCGCGGACGGAGAGAAGCACGGUGCUGGAGGUGGUGGAGCUGGCGCUGUCCUCGGAGGCGCUCCGAAGCAGGUGAUGCUGUCGGUCGCUCGGCCGACGUGCGACGACGAGUUCGAGGAGUGGAUCUGGGACGUCGACGGCAAGAGGGACUUCUCGACGGCCCCGCCCAUUUUGAGCGCUGGCGGGGUUGUCCGGUCAGCUGAGUCCGUGGUCGCGCCGAUGCCGGAGAUCGCUGGCACGGUCGAGGCGGCCGUGCUCCCUGGCUCGCCUAACGCGCUCUCCGCUGGUAGGCGCUGCGCACUGCAAGGCUACGGCUUCUACUGGCAUCCUUGGCUUGCCAAGCCGGAGAUCCUCGCCCCCGACGGCGCCCCGAUCGAUUGCCACGCCGACGAGCACUUCGUCCCGAUCAUCUGGAGGGCGAGGCAGCGCAGAGCGAUGCUGGCCGUCGGGGGUGCCAGUGCUGGCCACGAUGGCGCUGCGGAGUUGCGCGCUGGAGACGGUGUUCCGGCACUGGGCGAUGGCGAUCUUGGUCCAGGCGUGCCUGGUGAUGUCUCUGUUGUGGACCUGGCUCGCAGGGGGGCCGGCCCGAAUUCGGAUAUUCGGGAGCUGCUGGAGGACACGACCGUCAGCCUGACGAAGGACGAGGUGGAGUACGAGGACGAGCAUUAUUGCACGCCGUACUUGGGCCCCCACUCCAUCGCCCAUCAGAUGCAGUUCGGCAGCGUUGCCUAUAAGGUCACCCCGAGGGCCUUGAUGCUGACGGACCAGGAGACGGACUUCCUGGGCGCGUCAUCUGCGAAGCACAAAAGGUCCACAGACGUGGUGCAGGCCAUCUACUUCUUCGACGACCCCGUCCUGGUCAUUCGCCGCCUCUUCUCCGAUCGCUCGGAGGAGUUCCUGGCGGCGAGCAAGGCGAUCAGGUCGAUUCGACCUUUCGCCCGCUUCGUGUCGGUCCCGCACCGCCAUGCUUCGAAGGCGGAGCGAACGAACCGGACGGCUUCGGAGGGGACUCGCGCAUCUUUGCUCCAGGCGGGGUUUCCCGAGUCGUGGUGGGCAAUCUGCAUGCUGUAUUGGGUGGCGAUGUGGAACGGGCACAUGAAGGGCCGCGACGGGCUCGCGCCCUACCGGUGCUGGCACGGCGAGGACGCCCCUUCCCGCAUGUACCCGUGGGGCGCGCUCGUGCUCGUCCACCUGCACAAGCCUAUCAGCGCAGACGACGAGACGAGCGUGGCCCCCGGGGACGAUUCGUGGAACUUAGUCGAGGCCAAGGAAGACGACGAUGACGAGGCCGGCAUCGCGGACGGCGACUGGAACGAGAACGCCGCGAUCUUCGAGGUGAAGGACACGCUCGACAACGUGAUGGCCUUGGACGGUGACUUCGACGACAACGCGGUCAAGGGCGACGUCGGCGUUGCAGUCGAUGCUCCAGCUGUUGAUUCCCCCGCUGUGGACGCGGACCGGAAGGGGGUGCUCCGGGAGAAGUGGCGGGCCGACGACCCUGUAUCUUUCGCCGCGCAAGCGCUCGUCAUGGAGCGAGUGGUGGCCCUGGAGCGCCAGGCACCAGCGACGAUCGUAGUAUUCCGGCUCAGCGUGCUCGCCGCCGCGAGGCCACUGUGGAGACUCGUGCAGCAAGCGCGAGCUCUAAUUAUGAUUGGAAUUCACGGGCAUAUGUUGCUCGAGUUAUGCUGUGCGCCUGAUUCGGAGCUGGCCGCGGCGGUGGUGGGCCACUCGAUCGCGGUCCAAGUCGCUGUGCAAGACGACCUCGCGCAGAGGACCACGAGGCGUGCUCUACAUCGACUUGUGCGUAUAUGCCAGCUGUACGACAUCAUCCUGGACGUCUGGGCGUCCAUCCCGUGCACGGCCGACUCGCCGUUGAGGCGGGCCAGCGGGCUCAUGGACGUCGAGACCGGGCGCGAGUUCAAGAUCGGUGGCGGCUUCACUUGGGAGUGGAGUUAUGGCAGUGAUCUCUGGGAUCUGGAUGCUGUGCAGGUGUUGUUCCGGAAGUGCGAGACCGCCGCGUGCACGGUCUCGGCUGCGGCCGUCAACCAUAUCAUCGAGGGGUCCGAGCAGUGCUGUGGCAAGGUCUGCACGGGCCGCGCGCGCUACGCGCCUCUCUUCGCUCAGCUCGUCUGGAGGGCGCUGCGCCCUGCCGAGCUCAAGGCGAUGCCCGCUGUCCCGGUACGCGCGGUAGGUCAAGUUCUUCCUUUGGGUAAGCCCCGGAUGCCGCUGUGGUGUGCGAUGGUCACUCGCGCUGUCUCCGUCCGCUCGGCGGAGGGCCAGGCCCAGGAGGCCAAGGCAGCGGCGGCCAAGGAGAUCGCCUCGCACACGGAGCGGGGCACGUGGGACCUGUCUCGCGUCAGGGACCUGUCCGAGUGGAUGAAGGACGAGUCGUUCGCCGAGGUGCUGGUGGGACGCGCGUUCAUCGUGCUGGGCGUGAAGUUCUCGGAGCUGGCACAGACGGAGUGGAAGUGCCGCGCCAGGGCCGUGUGCCGGGGCAACAACAUCUGGUCGAGGUCCGGCAAGACGGUGUACGAGAUUUUCGAUGAGGUCUCGAACUCGCCAUCGUCGCUGACAGCUGCAGGGACUGCGAUGGCGAUCGGUCAGCUAAAACGCAUGUCGGCCACGUACCGCGACGCCACCGAUGCCUUCUUACAAGCGCUUCUCGACAAGGAUCCGAGCAUCGUCGAUUUGGUCGAACUGCCGAGGGCGUGGCGGCCACGGGAGUGGUACGAGGAUGACGCGAUGACGGUGCCAAAGUAUCGCAGGCCGGCGGUGCCCCUGGGACGCGCUCUGCCCGGGCACCCGAAGUCGGGCAACGUUUGGGAAGACCACGCGGAGACCAUCUUAGUGCGCAUGCGCUGGCGCAAGAUCGACUCUUGGAACGGGGUUUUCGUCCACGUCGAUAUGUCGGUGCUCUGCUUGUACGUCGAUGAUUUUAUGAUGGUUGCCGCGAUCGAGCUCGCGUGGGUGCGCUGGCACGAACUGGGAGAGCACAUCCUCUUCAAGGAGGAGGCUGCGCCCUUGCUUAGGUACCUCGGCGCCAACUACAGGUUCGACGAGUACUCGGCCACGCGCCCUGGCGCCGCCCGGAGCAUGGCUGUUAGCAUGGAGGACUCUCUGCUUGCCUUGGUAAGGAAGUUUUUGGACGGCUACCCCGACGCCGCGUUGCACAAGGUGGCUUCGCCGUACCCCGCGGAGCAGCAGUGGUCUGACCCCAGUGAGGAGCCAGGCAAGUUCCAGCCCCAUGCAGCGAGCUGCGUCGCCAGCUGCUUGUUCGCGUCCCUGGUUGGUCGCCCUGACCUGUCCACUGCGAUGCGCCGGUUGACGACGAGGGUGGCGAGGUGGACAGUGCCGGACGACGUCGCGCUCGUGCGGCUUCUGUCGUACAUCCAAUCGGAGGCGUCGCAGGAGCUGGUAGGAACGCUCGCGCCGAGCGACCUGGACGGGCUCCGCCUUGAGCCCUCGACGGAUGCCGACUGGAACGGGGCCGCGUGCAGCACGAAGGGCGUCAACGGAUUGCAUUUGGAGCUUGUGGGUGAGGCCUCGGGGAACGAGUUUCCCAUCGCCUGGAGGUCGAGCGGCCGAACGGCGACGUCGAACAGCACGGCCGAGAGCGAGGUGGUCAGCCUCAGCCACGGCGUGCGCCACGUGGCCAUGCCUGUGCAGGACCUCGUUCAGGAGAUGAUCGGAGUGAGGAUUCCUUUGAUUUGUAAGGUAGACAGUUGCCAGGCUAUCGCGGCAGUGGAAAAAGGGUACUCCAAACGGCUGCGGUGCUUGCACAGAACGCACCGCAUAGCAAUUGGGUUUCUUCACGAGAUCUUUGCCGACGAGGAGCAGAAGUGCAGCGUGGAGUACACCGAGAGCAGCAAGCAAAAGGGCAACGUCUAUACCAAGGCGCUGAACCCGGCGCAGUUUCGCACGGAGUGCGAGAUGAUUGGCAUGCGCCG
Prorocentrum cordatum is the source of this 6128-nucleotide messenger RNA. The record is from the annotation of a GenBank genome assembly. Lineage: Eukaryota; Dinophyceae; Prorocentrales; Prorocentraceae.